AUAAAGGCCAGGGACCUUCAAAGACUCUUGCUUCAUUCUCUUCUAUCCCCAUGCCUCUUAAUUGACAUACCCUCACCACACAAUGGCAACCAACACCCCCGAUCAGAAGCCAGAGCCCGUCUCCAUAUCGCCGCUGCUCAAGCGACUCGCCUACCCCGCAACUGGGAUACCCGUCGCUGCAGAUGAAAUUGCUUCGGCUUUUGCUUUGAUCUUCGAGGAUCGACUUUCAAUCAUUCAGACUGCAGCUCUUCUGACCCUCCUGCACUCGACCGGAAAGGACAGGCAAGCCGAUGUCAUUGCGAAAUGCUCCGAGCGCAUGAGAGAGGCCGCGAGCCAAACCGACAAAGCUGUUCUGAAAAAGGUCUUGGAGAAACGGGCCAGAAAGGAAGGGAACUACAAGGGAGGUGUGUGUGACAUUGUUGGAACUGGCGGCGAUGGGCAUUCUACCUUUAAUAUCUCUACGACUUCCUCCAUCAUCGCGUCUCCGUUACUCGUGAUGGCCAAGCAUGGCAACCGUGCUCAGACGUCUUUCUCUGGGGCGGCAGACGUCCUCAAUGCGAUCAUUCCUACUCCUCCUAACCUUUUCGCGAUCAAUGCUUCCAACCUUGCGAAGAUAUACGAGGCCACCAAUUACGCAUUCUUGUUCGCACCGAAUUUUCAUCCAGGAAUGAUGUACGCCAACCCAGUCCGCCGUGGGCUGGGUCUACGGACAAUCUUCAACCUUAUGGGCCCGCUCGCCAACCCACUGGAUUGGGCUUUGGAGGCUCGUGUAGUUGGAGUGGCAUACCAGAGUCUGGGUCCUGUCUUUGCUGAUGCUCUGCGACAGAAUGGAACAAAGAAAGCGCUUGUCGUCUGUGGCGAAGAGGAUCUGGAUGAGAUCAGCUGCGCUGGCAAGACUAACUGCUGGAAACUCUCCGAGUAUCCUAAUCCGGCAUAUGAUAGAUCGAAGGAUGACUCUUCCGGCGACGAGGACUCUCCUUCGCCUACUUUAGUCAAGUUAGAGACAUUCCAACUGCACCCCUCAGAUUUUGGACUGCCAACGCAUCCUCUCUCAGAUGUCUACGGGCGAAAGAUGCCUAAGGAUAACGCAGCUAAACUUAUGAGCAUCUUACGCAACGAACUGCCACGUGAUGACCCGAUUUUGGACUUUGUGCUCAUAAACGUUGCCGCACUUUUGGUGACUUCGGGCAUCUGCGAAGCCGAUACCAGCAACAUGGGCCCAGGCGAUGACGGUAAAGUCAUAACUGAGCGCGGUCCUGGAGGUGGACGCUGGAAGGAAGGUGUUCGGAGGGCGCGCUGGGCUUUGGAAAGCGGAGAAGCGCUCAAGUCCUUUGAGCAGUUUAUCGAAGCGUCUAACAAGCUCUAG
This is a messenger RNA of Monascus purpureus, 1366 nucleotides long. The record is from the annotation of a GenBank genome assembly. Lineage: Eukaryota; Fungi; Ascomycota; Eurotiomycetes; Eurotiales; Aspergillaceae.